AUGGCCUCCCAACUCUGGCAGAUCAAGUGCCGCCAGCUGGUAUUGCUGGCGUUUACCCUCUCUCACGUCUUUCGGUCAGCAAGAGCACAAUCCGCCGCACCCACAAGCAGCGCCAUCGUAGCCGUCGGCCAUCUGCCAAUCUGCGCUCAAACAUGCAUCACCGCCGCCUUCUCCUUCUGCCACUGUCCGCUUGGCGACUUUAGCUGCUUCUGCCGCUGCGCCGACGUGGCCGCCUUCGCCGGUAACUGCACCAGCCUGCGCUGCACGACGGAGCAGCUCAGCCAGGCCGCCCGCGACGCGCUGGACGUUAUCUGCCCCAAGCCCGCCGCGCCGUCGUCCACCACGUCCUUCACAACGUCGUCCAUGACGCCGCCGAGGCCGACAACGACAGUGUGCUGCGGCGGCGGGAACUACACAAACUCGACGCCGACCAGCAGUGUCGUCACUGCUGGCGGAGAGACUGUCCAGGCAGCGUCCGCUAGGAUAUCGGUGGUGAUGUUGGCGGUUGGGUGUCUGGUUAGCGGGACCUUCAUCUAA
Lasiosphaeria miniovina is the source of this 537-nucleotide messenger RNA. RefSeq lists its product as uncharacterized. The coding region runs from base 1 to 537 and encodes 178 amino acids. The record is from RefSeq and is a predicted model, not a curated record. NCBI's taxonomy places the organism in Eukaryota, Fungi, Ascomycota, Sordariomycetes, Sordariales, Lasiosphaeriaceae. The transcript is spliced from 3 exons.